AACUUUCAAAAAAAUUUAAACCCUCAACUUGAUUUUACAGCCGGCACUGGUGUAAAAUUUCUACAGCAGAGCCCCGGCGGCACCCCCAACUUUCUCCUCGCGAGACCCUACGAACCAAUCACAGCCUAACAGGAAAGAUGGAGACAAACGGAGUGCUACUGACUUGCCCAAUGUUCCCAUACCUGGAACACGAACUGGAGACUCGCUUCACCCUGUUCAGGCUCUGGAACCAUCCUUCUUCGACGCUCGAUGAGUAUUUGAGAGGCAUUCGGAGUUGCGUCAAAGCAGUGGUCGGAAAUACCAAAAUUGGCGCCAGUACCGAGCUUAUAGAUGCUUUGCCGUCCUUGGAAAUUGUUUCUACUUACAGUGUUGGGUUGGAUAGGAUUGAUUUAAAGAGAUGCGAGGAGAGAGGGAUUAGGGUUACGAAUACCCCUGAUGUUUUGACUAAUGAUGUCGCUGACCUCGCGAUUGGGUUGGUGUUGGGGGUUUUGAGAAGGCUUUGCCCGGCUGAUCGCCAUGUGAGGAGUGGCAAGUGGAAGGAUAUGGAUUUUGCAUUGGCUACCAAGUUCAGUGGUAAAUCAGUUGGAAUCGUUGGGUUAGGCAGGAUUGGCUCUGCAAUUGCACAGAGAGCUGAAGCUUUUGGAUGUAAGAUCAGUUACUAUUCAAGAUCCAAGAAAUCAUAUCCAAACUUCAAAUACCACUCGAGCAUCACUGAUUUAGCAACCAGUUGUGAAAUCCUGAUUGUGGCGUGUGCUCUGACAGAAGAAACCCAUCACAUCAUAAACCGAGAAGUCAUUGAUGCAUUGGGAGCAAAGGGCAUUCUCAUCAACAUUGGAAGAGGCCCUCUCAUGGAUGAAGCCGAGCUCGUUUCCGCCCUUCUUGAAGGUCGUCUUGGAGGGGCUGGCCUUGAUGUAUUUGAGAAUGAGCCUGAGGCGCCUGAACAAUUGUUUGGCCUGGACAAUGUUGUUCUCUCCCCUCAUUUGGGGAGUGACACCAUAGAGACCUGCACAGCAAUGGCAGACCUUGUGAUUGCAAACUUGGAGGCACAUUUUAGGAACGAAUCUUUAAUUACCCCAGUUAUAUGAUUCUAUGUAGGAAGGUAUGUUGUGUACUAUGCAGUGCUUAACUGGAAUUCUACAGUAAAAAAAUCACUCUUUAAUAUUAUUGAUGUUGGUUUUUUGUUCUGAAAA
Messenger RNA from Tripterygium wilfordii, 1190 nucleotides. Its product is annotated as glyoxylate/hydroxypyruvate/pyruvate reductase 2KGR-like. The record is from RefSeq and is a predicted model, not a curated record. Gene Ontology annotation, molecular function: glyoxylate reductase (NADPH) activity; hydroxypyruvate reductase [NAD(P)H] activity; NAD binding. The transcript has a single exon. The coding region runs from base 138 to 1085 and encodes 315 amino acids. Gene Ontology annotation, cellular component: cytosol. Lineage: Eukaryota; Viridiplantae; Streptophyta; Magnoliopsida; Celastrales; Celastraceae.